Periophthalmus magnuspinnatus is the source of this 1200-nucleotide messenger RNA. RefSeq names its product GATA zinc finger domain containing 1 (gene gatad1). The coding region runs from base 244 to 981 and encodes 245 amino acids. The record is from RefSeq and is a predicted model, not a curated record. NCBI's taxonomy places the organism in Eukaryota, Metazoa, Chordata, Actinopteri, Gobiiformes, Gobiidae. Gene Ontology annotation, cellular component: nucleus. The transcript has 5 exons. Gene Ontology annotation, biological process: regulation of DNA-templated transcription; chromatin organization. Gene Ontology annotation, molecular function: zinc ion binding; sequence-specific DNA binding.
CACGAAGAAGCGGUUUAUGCUGCACAAUUGAACACGACUUUUCUUCACAAUUCCACUAUUAUUCUUAUCAUUUUGUCAGUCUCAGCUGCACUGUUGUGGCCUGUUGUGUUGUACGCGGUAAUCCUUAGACCAGCUCAUCGUCAUGUUUAUUUAGCUCUGAAUCUUUUGUUAAAAGGGUUAAAGUGCAUCCACACUGCAUUGUUUAUAUUUCAUUCGUUGCGUUAUUUUACGGCGGUGACCAAAAUGCCACUCGGGCUUAAACCGUGUUGUGCAGUCUGCAAAACAAACUCUUCGUCAAUGUGGAAAAAGGGAAACCAAGGGGAAAUACUUUGUAACAACUGCACGGGGAAAAGCAGCAGCAGCGGGACAGCGGGACCUUCCCUGUCCUCCACAACACAGCCCAGCAAUGGCGGGGGCAAGCAGUCCAAACAAGAGAUUCACCGAAGGUCAGCUCGCCUAAGAAGCACAAAGUAUAAAGCCCCUGCAUCUGAGAAGAAGGUGUCCACUAAGGGAAAAGGGAGAAGACACAUAUUUAAACUCAAAAAUCCGAUCAAAGCACCAGAAUCAGUUGCAACAUUUAUUACAUCUGAGUCUGUGUUCUUCAAGGGGGUGUACUAUCAGACCGGAGAUGUGAUCAAAGUAACGGAUGAGGAGGAUGGAAAAGCAUAUUAUGCUCAGAUACGUGGCUUUGUUCAAGAUCAAUAUUGUGAAAAGAGUGCCGCACUGACAUGGUUAAUCCCCACUCAGGCUAGUCCAAAGGACCAGUUUGACCCAGGGACAUAUAUUCUUGGUCCAGAGGAGGACCUACCCAGGAAGAUGGAGUAUCUGGAGUUUGUGUGCCAUGCCCCCUCUGAGUAUUUCAAAUCUCGGACGUCUCCGUUCCCCACUAUUCCCAUUCGACAAGAGAAAGGCUACAUUUGGACACAUAUUGGACCAACUCCGGCUCUCACCGUCAAAGAGCCCAUCAGUGGCACUUGCUGAAAAGAUUUACAACAGACUGGAUCUGUUGUUUUAAAGACAUUUCUUUUGUACAUUUAUGGAAAGAAAACCCAUUUUAUAUUGAUUGAAAGCAGGCCAAGGUAUGUAGUUUAAUACAAAUGGCAACAAGCAACUUGGAGCACUAUAAAAGUAGAAUAAUUAAUUAUAAUUAGACUUUUGUAAAUAUCAAUAAACUUUGCCAUUAAAGUAAUAUUUUAUUUG